This is a messenger RNA of Beta vulgaris subsp. vulgaris (sugar beet), 1314 nucleotides long. Its product is annotated as probable aquaporin NIP-type. Gene Ontology annotation, molecular function: channel activity. Gene Ontology annotation, biological process: transmembrane transport. The transcript is spliced from 5 exons. Gene Ontology annotation, cellular component: membrane. NCBI's taxonomy places the organism in Eukaryota, Viridiplantae, Streptophyta, Magnoliopsida, Caryophyllales, Amaranthaceae. The record is from RefSeq and is a predicted model, not a curated record. Bases 365 to 1186 code for a protein of 273 amino acids.
AAUUAGUUGGCAAUUACGCAAAAAAUAAGUAGAAAUAACUUUACUCCCUACUCUCUCUCCAAAUUUUUCUAAUAAAAAAUUAAAUUUUUUUUUUUUUUUGACGGGAAUAAAAAAUUAAAUUAAUUAGUUAUGAUUGAGUAGAAAAGAAUCAGUUGUCUUUUCAAUUACAUUUCCUUUUCUAUAUCCUUUGUAAUCUAAUUCUCCUAUUUGUUUCCAUUAAUUAUGCUUAAGCGUUUAUUUCCUCUGUAUUUCAUAAAGAAAAAAAAAUAAAUACUUUAAGAACAAAGCAUCCUUUUUCUAGAUUGUUAUUUUAUUUUUAUUAUUAUUAUUACUAUUAGUAAAGUAAAAAAAAAAAAAUUAAACAAUGGAAAGUACUAAAACAGAUGAAAUUCAUGAAGAAGAAUUGAAGGUUGAAGAAGGUAAAGGAAUUGUUUCCUCCAAAAUCGGACUUUUCUGUUCUUCUCCACACGUUGUUCGUCUCGCACAAAAGUUAGUGGCAGAGGUGAUUGGUACAUACUUCGUUAUAUUUGCUGGCUGUGGCUCAGUGGCGGUGAAUAAUUUAUACGGUGAAAAAAUAACAUUUCCGGGAAUAUGUGUCACGUGGGGUGUUAUUGUUAUGGUCAUGGUUUACUCACUUGGCCAUAUAUCUGGUGCUCAUUUUAAUCCUGCUGUCACUCUUACUUUUGCCAUUUAUCGCCACUUCCCUUACAAGGAGGUACCACUUUACGUGAUAGCACAAAUAUUAGGAUCAAUGUUGGCUAGUGGUACAUUAGCCGUCAUGUUCGAUGUUACUCCGAAGGCAUACUUUGGGACCGUUCCUGUAGGCUCAUAUGCACAAUCCCUAGCCAUAGAAAUUAUCAUCUCUUUUCUGUUGAUGUUCGUCAUUUCUGGAGUUGCAACAGAUGCUAGAGCAAUUGGGGAGUUUGCAGGAAUCGCAAUUGGAAUGACUAUAAUGCUGAAUGUUUUUGUCGCCGGGCCAAUUUCGGGAGCAUCAAUGAAUCCAGCAAGAAGUCUUGGACCUGCAUUAGUGAAACGUAACUAUACAGCGCUUUGGGUAUAUAUAAUAGGACCUCCAAUUGGGACUAUUGCUGGAGCAUUUGCUUACAAUCUCAUCAGGUUCACUGAUAAACCCCUUAGAGAAUUAACGAAAAGUUCAUCUUUUCUUAAGAGCGUAUCAAAAAAAUGAAAGGCAAUGCUUUGUAUGACUAGCUUGUAGAAGAAAACAAUUUCAAGAGCUAAUUUUUUUUUUUAUUUAGACAAAUUUGUUUCGGAAAAAAUGAAAGGCAAGGAUAUCCAAAUAAUGCCUACAUUCUU